Messenger RNA from Alosa sapidissima (American shad), 5726 nucleotides. RefSeq names its product regulator of G protein signaling 12b (gene rgs12b). Gene Ontology annotation, biological process: signal transduction. The record is from RefSeq and is a predicted model, not a curated record. Gene Ontology annotation, molecular function: GTPase activator activity; protein binding. Lineage: Eukaryota; Metazoa; Chordata; Actinopteri; Clupeiformes; Clupeidae. The transcript is spliced from 18 exons. The coding region runs from base 269 to 5113 and encodes 1614 amino acids.
CCAGGACGGGCUCCUUAGCUUUCUUUUGUUUAGCUAAGAUAGCGGCUAUCCAUAAGGAGAUGUGAGGAGUUGCGAUCCUGCACCAGGGAGCAUCCGGUGCCCUGUGAAACUGAGUUGACACCAGCAUGCUUGUGCCGUAGUGGGGCAGCGUUGGCACAGAGGGCGAUGGUAUCGACCAGGCGUUACAUUUAGUUCCUCUGCUCCGCAUUUGUGAAGCUCUCGUCAGUGGAGUGAAAAAAAGAGAGAAGAAAGGGGGCAAAAAGAGACCAUGUUCAGGCAACAGGAUAUGGGGAAACGGCGCGGGGCGAGCUCUCAGCCUGUUACACGAGUGCGUGGGGUGGAGGUGGCGCGAGGCCGCACGGGCUAUGGCUUCACACUGUCGGGCCAGUCACCUUGUGUGCUCAACUGCGUCCUGAAAGGCAGCCCUGCAGACUAUAUGGGCUUGCGUGCUGGAGACCAAAUCCUCAGUGUCAAUGACAUCAACGUUUCUAAGGCCUCACAUGAGGACGUGGUGAAGCUCAUUGGCCGGUGCACUGGAGUCCUGCACCUGGUAGUGGCAGAGACCCACCAGCGCCACCACCACCACCAUCACAAUCACUCUCAUGCACAUCACCCUCACUAUCACCACCAGCAUGUUGACUCUUGCUCCAGUGACGAGGAGCUUGCUUACCAAGACCCCAGGGGUGCUUGGACCACACGGCCUAAGGUGGACUCGAAGACUCUGGGGAUCAACCGGGCGGAGCGCGUGGUGGCGGAGAUGCAGUCAGGGGGCAUUUUCAGCAUGAUCUUCGAGGGCGCCUGCUCGAGCCACUCGUCCAGCAGCUCGGAGAGAGCGGCAGCCGUUUCGUCCUCGGCCGCCAAGCCCAAAGGCAAACCCCGUCACCCUCUGUCCGAGUCGGACGCCUUCCCCUACCCCAGUACCCGCAGGCACCGCAGCCAGCCGGACUUGCUGUCUGAGGAUGAGCUGGCCAAGGUGCUGCAGGCCGACGACUCUGUCUUCCUGGACGUGUUCGAGGUGGAGCCGCCAGCCCCCGCGAUCCUUCCCGACUCACCCGCCGGUGGUGGGGACGGAGACGGCAUCCUGAACGUGGGCAUGGUGGUGGGCUACCUGGGCUCCAUCGAGCUGGCGUCGGCCGGCGGCAGCCUGGAGAGUGACAGCCUGCAGGCUAUCCGCGGCUGCAUGCGGCGCCUGCGCGCCGAGCAGAAGGUGCACUCGCUGGUGCUGCUGCAGGUCAUGCUGGACUGUGUGCGCCUGCGCAGCGAGCGUGGCCACGUGCUGGCCACCUACCCGGCCGAGAAGCUGGCCUUCAGCGCCGUGUGCCCUGACGACCGGCGCUUCUUCGGCCUGGUCACCAUGCAGGCCACGGAGGAGUAUCGACGGCGCGAGGAGGCGGACGAGGCCGAGCUGCGCACCUCCUGCCACGUGUUCCUGGUGGACCCCGAGCUGUGCCACCACAAGGUCCACCAGAGCGUCGCCCGGCGCUUUGGCUUCGACUGCACGCCCGACCCGGACACGGGCGGCUGCCUGGAGUUUCCCCCCACCUCCCAGCCUUUGCUUCAGUUUGUGUCGGUGCUCUACCGCGACAUGGGCGAGUCCAUCGAGGGCGUGCGCGCGCGGGCCUUCCUGGACAACGGCGCCGGUGGGGCUGCGGCCGCCGCUAAUGCGGCCGCUGCUGCCGCCGCCGCGGCGGGCGACAUGGACGCGCAGCAGAACAACAGCACCAGCAGCAACAGCGACAGCGGCAUCGGCAACUUCCUGCCCGAGGAGAAGAGCAACCGUGUGCUGCUGGUGGACCUGGGGGGCAACGCCCCUGGCCGACACGCCCCCUCCGGGCCCUGGGAGUUCCCCCAGCCAGCACGCGGCCCUCCCCCGCCCCCGCCCCCCGCCGCUCACAGGAACGGCUACCGGCACGAGCCCCUGUCAGACCUCGCUGACGCGCCGCCCCUCUCCACCAGACACCUCAGCGUCUCGUCCAGGAUGGAGCUCCAGGGCCAUCCCUCCCGCUCGCACUACUCCAAGAAAGCAGCGGCCGGAGCAGCAGGGGCUGCAGCGGCAGGAGCAGCAGGAACAGCAGGAGGAGGAGGAGGAGGAGGAGGAGGAGGUGGUGGUGGGAGCGGUGGUGGUUCUGGGGCAUCGGGGAGCCAGCGCUGGCUGCCGGUGCACGUCCUGCGGGACUGGAGACAGCAGCACGGUCACAGCAGCGACCAGGAGUCGUACGCCGAGUCCACCGACGGCUGGUCCAGCGCCAACUGCAGCACUCUGCCGCCUCCCAUGAACAAGAUUCCGGCCGACCGCUACCGGGCGCCCGGGGAGAUAGUGGCCGCCGCCACCGCGCAGCCCCACCGGCUGACCACGCAGAAGGACGAGUGGGCCAAGAAGCUGUUCGGCACAGACAAGGGGCUCCGCGAACACCAGAACGGAGCCAGGGGCAAAGACGGAGCGGAGAAGAAGGGCGGAAGGUUCCGGGGCUUGUCCCUAGGGUUCCCCCCUCUGCCCCAGCGUUCAGGAGGCCGUCGCUCGUUCGGCCGCUCCAAACGCCUCAGUCUGGCCCGCUCCCUGGAUGACCUAGAGUCUGCAGCGGUCUCCGAUGGCGAGCUGAACAGUGUGGAUCUGAAGGGCUGUGGCAGUGACAACAGCCUGAACAGCAACGCCAGUCUGCCCAGCGUGCAGUGCCACCGCCGGCACACCGAGCGCCGGGUGGCAUCAUGGGCCGUGUGCUUCGAACGCCUGCUGCAGGACCCUGUGGGCGUCCGCUACUUCUCGGAAUUCCUGAAGAAGGAGUUCAGCGAGGAAAACAUCCUGUUCUGGCAGGCCUGUGAGUUUUUCAGCCAUGUUCCAGAGACGGAUAAAAAGCAGCUCUCCCAAAGGGCCCGUGAGAUCUACAACAGCUUCUUGUCCAGCAAAGCCACCACGCCGGUCAACAUUGACAGCCAGGCACAGCUGGCCGACGAUAUCCUCAAUGCGCCCCGGCCCGACAUGUUCAAGGAGCAGCAGCUCCAGAUUUUCAACCUGAUGAAGUUUGACAGCUACACGCGCUUCCUGAAGUCGUUCCUGUACCAGGAGUGCAUGCUGGCCGAGGUGGAGGGCCGUCCACUGCCUGACCCCAACCAGAUCCCCAGCAGCCCCACCUCCAAACACAGCACCAGCUCCGACCGCUCCAACUUAUCCACGCCCAAGAAGGACGACAAGAAGAACAAAUCGGGGCGAUCCCUGAACGACGACAGCAAGGACGAGCAGUGUGACAAAAAGAAAGGGAUCUUCUUCUCCUGGUCCCGCAACAGGAGCUUUGGAAAAGGCCCCAAGAAAAGAGACCUGUGUGACUACAGUUUUACGGGCAGCAAUGGCCGACGCGAGUCCCAGGGCUCCCUGUCCUCAGGGACUAGUCUGGAGUUGGGCACCUCCGGCUCGGGCAAGAAUGAGGGUGACACGUCCCGGAACUCCAUGUCUCUGAUGGAGCGCGCUGUGAGACACUGUAGCAUCAACCUUCCGGAUGGUUCUUGCUGUUCGGUUCCCAUCAGGCCCGGGGUGUCCAUCCGUGAGCUGCUGCAGGGCCUGUGUGAGAAGCUGUCCAUCAACCUUGCCGCCGUAGACCUCUUCCUGGUGGGAGGAGAGAAGCCUCUUGUGCUUGACCAGGACUGCAUGACGUUGUGUUCACGAGACCUGCGACUAGAGAAACGCACUUUGUUCAGAUUGGACCUGGUGCCAAUCAAUCGAUCCGUUGGGCUGAAGGCGAAACCCACCAAACCCGUCACAGAGGUUCUACGGCCCGUUGUGGCCAAAUAUGGACUCCACUUAGGGGACCUUGUGGCCAGAAUAAGUGGAGAGAAAGAGGCCCUUGAUUUAGGUCUGCCCAUAUCAAAUCUGGAUGGGUUAAGAGUGGUACUAGAUGUAGCUGACAAUGCCACAGGAAAGGUAGUGACCGACAAGCAGAAGUUGACCACCUCCAAGAGCCACGGCCCGCCGCUGAGUGCCAGGAGCCAGUCUGCAACAGGGGACGAGAAGGCAUCAGGGAAGGCCUCGUCUGUCAAAACCCAGCUGCAAGUGGAAAAAAGGCGGCAGAAAAAGAUUAAUAUAGACGAAGCAGAAGAGUUCUUCGAGCUCAUAUCCAAAGCUCAGGGCAAGCGAGCGGACGACCAGCGAGGUCUGCUAGACAAAAGUGACCUGGUGCUGCCCGACUUCCUGCGCCUGAACGACCAGAACGACGACGACUACGACGGCGGCUACUCUGACGGCCAUCGCGGCUGCAACCAACACCACGGCAACCACCUUCGCAAGCCCCUCCUGUGCUCCACGCCCGCCGCCGACCGCGUCCGGGGCCACGAGAACGGCUCGGCCCUGAGUGCCAGCCACCAGACGCAGAGCCUGGACUCGGGCGUGACUGGUGGCGGUGGUGGGGGUCGGGGGCCUGGCCGUCGCGCCCUCAUGCCCCCGUCCGGCCCGCGCCACCGUCUGCCCCGUGCCCCUGGCCCCGGACCCUCAGCCUUCUCCCCGGUGGGGCCCUCGUCCUCGGCGGACUGGCCAGGCUCGGAGCAGGGCGGCGUGGGGCGCGCCCUGGAGGACGAGGAGAGCAUGGCGGACCUGACGCUGGUGGGCGAGGGCGACAUCAGCAGCCCCAACAGCAGCCUGCUGCCCCCGCACGCCGCCAUGGCCGACGACCCCCCUCGCCAUGGCAACGGCCCCUCUGCGUCCGCUUCGGCCACCGCUGGCCAGGGACGUGCUGGAUCAGGCAAAGACAGGAGACUGCAGGAGGAGCGCUCCAGGGGUUAUAAGCCCUCCCAACACAAGAGGGUGCCAUCAGUACCACCACCACCAGCAGGAGCAGCUCCUCCACCCCCACCCAGGGCUCGGUCCCGCGAGCGACCCAGGAAGAUCUCCUCGUCUGCGGGCCGCGCACUGGACGUGGAUCGUGUCCACUCAGAGCCCAGGGGCAGGAGGCCCAGGGACGCUGGGCUGGGCCCCGGGAUGGACAGGGUGGUGGGGGACCUGCAGAGCCGCAGGGGCCGCAUGAGGACUGGGGUGUACCAGACCUCCAACCUGCCCUCCCUGCUGCCAGUCAGAGCCCAGCAGGACAGCCAGGCGGACAAGGGCAAGCCCAAGGCCACCUUCGUCUAGCGGCCACCAAGGACAAGGGCGAAAACAACAACCUACAGCAGCCACAAUACGCAUCUGUUUGUCUGGUGCCUUGUGGAUGAUGUACUUAUUCACUAUGGUUAAUGCAAAGACUUUAACAAACUCUUUAACUCACUUUGUGAGUUAUUAUGAAGGGGGUGUUGCCACCAAAUGGAGACCUGUCAAGCAUGGGCAUUUGCACAUCAUACAAAAUAUUUUGUAAAAAGGUUUUAAUUCACAAUGUACACUAGUACUCUUUGAUACAGUUUAAAUUAUUUUUUUCAUUAACAGAAAAUAAUUUUGUCGAUUUAGUAGUGUUGGGUGUUACUUCUAAGGAUACUGCAAAGUGAAGUCAUGGAUUAGGGCACAAAGGAAACAACAUGCUGAACAUUAUUUACAAAUUAAACAUUGUAAGAUGGGUGCAAAUUGUACUUGAGCAGUUAACAAACUUGGUUGAGAGCCUCCUGUUCUCUCUGAAUGUUAAUAGUGAUGGUUCAGCAUGGGCUCUGUUGUACUGACCAUCUGGACUAGAAACUGAUUCUCACUGGCCAGAUGCUCUCCAGUGAAGAACAGACAGUAGAUCAGUAAUAUGGAGAUUUGUGAGGUUGGAAGAAAA